AUGGUAUUCGGAGUCCUCGAGUCCAAAGGUUCUACACAACCUCCUGGAACAGUUCUUCUUGAACACUCGCGCCAGGAUGGCAUGCCGACAAUUCUCGUUCCACCGCCUUCCAGCUCGGCCGAAGAUCCACUCAACAUGACCCGCCUCCGCAAAGAGCUAUACUUCUUGAAUAUUCUCUUUGGCGCUUGUGUCACUGGAGUACUAGGACCCGUUAUUGUCCCCGCCUUCGGCAUCAUGUCGCAGACUUUCCACACUUCCCUCACACACAUUACCCUUCUCAACGGCUCUCUCGUCGUUGCCUUGGGUGUCAGCUCCUAUGUGUCAUCAGUUAUCUCAGACCUUUGGGGCCGCAGACUUAUCUUCCUUUUGACUUCAGUCAUGCUGGUUGUGUCCUGUAUUUGGGCAGCGGUCGCUCAAGGGUAUGGGUCUUUACUGGCUGCUCGUGUAGUUCAGGGCUUAUCUAUGGGGCCUUUCUUCUCGCUGGCCGGUACAUCUUGUAUCAAUGAUGUAUUCUUCCUGCAUCAGCGAGGCCGUAGGGUUGGACUUUGGAACUUCGCCGUCAUCGUGUCGGUGAACAUAGCACCCGUCAUCAGCGGUUAUCUCAUCGUUGACAUGGGCUGGCGCUGGGCGUUUUGGAUUCUCGCUAUUGCUUUCGGAUUAGGUUUCAUCAUGGUUGUUUUCCUCCUCCCUGAAACCAAGUAUGAAAGAAGGGAAGUAAUGGAGGCAAAUCUAGACCAUGGUACUGCAGUCUUGGACGUCGAGAAGAUUGACAAGACGACGUCUGAUGCGGAGCCUCUACCAACUGGCUUACCUUCUGUAUAUUCUGCAGACGCAGCUGAAGCGUCGGUCGAUGAAACACUAAACCUAAAGUGGAGAAGGUUUAUUGGUAUGCAGUACAUCCAGUCUGUUAGCAUCAAAGGCGUGUUGUCUGGCGCUAUCAAACCUUUCACGAUGCUCUAUCACCCCGCAGUCAUCUGGGGAUGUAUCAUGUGGUCAAUAACUUUCACUUGGGUCAUUGUUUUGGGCGCUGUAGCCAGCCAGAUCUUCGGAGCUCCCCCGUACAACCUCGACCCAGCCCAGGUCGGCAUUGUCAUCGGAGUAGCACCUCUUAUCGGCGCAGCCUUCGGUACCAUCCUCUCAGGCUGGAUGUCUGAUAUGGCUGCACAUCAAAUGUCUGCUUAUAAUGGUGGCUUGUACGAACCCGAGUUUCGACUUGUUGUCAUUGCUCCAGCUACUAUCACUCUGGCCAUCGGUGCCUUUGGAUUGGCUGCCUCUAUUGAACAUGCCAAGCCAAUAAUCGUUUGCUGUAUAUUUCUGGCCUUGAUCAAUUUUGGGGUUGGUGCAGGAUGUACAGGUAUCGUCACAUACACUAACGAUGUGUGUAUGGAUCGCGCAGGCCAUGCGUUUGGUCUGGCUAUGCUUAUCAAGAGUUGUUUUGCAUUCGGGCUGACAUUUAUGUUGAAUGACUACUAUGCCAGCCAGGGGCCGAUGGUAUUUUUCAGCACAUGGGGAGGUCUUAGUCUGGGCGUUUGUCUGACUACUAUUCCUCUCUAUGUUUUUGGCAAGAGAAUCCGGAGCUGGGCUGAUCGCCAUUAG
This is a messenger RNA of Fusarium venenatum, 1596 nucleotides long. RefSeq names its product major facilitator superfamily domain-containing protein. Gene Ontology annotation, biological process: transmembrane transport. Lineage: Eukaryota; Fungi; Ascomycota; Sordariomycetes; Hypocreales; Nectriaceae. Gene Ontology annotation, molecular function: transmembrane transporter activity. The record is from RefSeq and is a predicted model, not a curated record. Gene Ontology annotation, cellular component: plasma membrane.